AUGCUGGAGCUGGCUGACUUGCCCCUGCAGAAGGGCUCCGUGGAGCUCCUCAAGCAGAGAUGGGAGUCUGCCAAUGCGACAAGACCAGGCCUGAUGUUCCAGCACCCACCACUCCCACCACCCCUGGUGCCAGACAGGAUGGUCCUGGAGAAGAUGCCAUCAGACAGCAGGAGGACAGAUGUGUUCAAGGAGGAGCCUGUAGGUGGAUCUCAGCUGGAGCAUGUCCCUGUCACAGUGGAGGAGCUGCGGAGCCACUUUGAGGCACUGGGCGGCAGGAAGGAAACAGAAAGUGAGAGAAAUUCACUUUCAUCACCAUUGAAGAGUCAGCCUGGGAACCAUUCUGCCAUUUCUCAGGAGGAGUCUAGUGUGAAAAGAGGGAGAGCAAUCUUUGAAAAGAUGUCAUCAGAAAAUGGCCACAGCAACAGCUCUGAAGUGGAGUCUCGCAAACUUGUAAGAGGACUAUCUAAGGACAGCACUCCCAGGGCUGAUAACACACUGCUGGAUUUCCAGGAGACUGUCUCCUUUAAAGAAAGAAUGGCUAUGUACAAGGCUGCUGUGUCCUUUGCCCAUAGUUCACAGAAGACCAAGUUCUGUACUGUGCCUGGUGGCCUGGCAGCAGUGAGGAAACAAUUUGAGAAAGUACAAAGGAUGUCUCCAAAAAAGACCUUUGUUCAGUACCAGCACCAGCAAAGAUCUCUACAGGAAACAUCAAGUAGAAGGCACCACACAGUAUCAAGCAGCACCAGGGAAGCUGAGUGCAAUGAAAUGACCUCCAAAGAAAAACAGACAGAAGCCUCUCAAACACAAGAGGUUUCUCCUCACGAGCAAGUUAUUAAUGAAAUGAAAAAGGCUUCUACAUUCACUCAGCAUGAAACAGUAAUCAAUUCAGCUCAGAAUGAAGAGCUCCCAAAGACUGUAACACAGAUUUUAAAAGAGCAGAUUGAGAAGGCAGCUCAGGAAAAGGCUGUUCACUCUGACAGAGAGAUCACAACAUCUGCUAAAGAAGUAAAGAAACUGCAGAUUCAGGAAUAUGAAACAUGCAAACUCUGCCAACAGAGAGUUUACCCCGUGGAAUGUCUCGUUGCUGAUAAGCAGAAUUUUCACAAAUCGUGUUUCCGAUGUCACCACUGUGGCAGUCAGUUAAGCUUGGGAAAUUAUGCAUCUCUCCAUGGAAAAAUAUAUUGUAAACCCCAUUUUAAGCAACUUUUCAAAUCAAAAGGAAAUUAUGAUGAAGGUUUUGGACACAAGCAGCAUAAGGAAUUAUGGAAUUCUAAGGAUCAACUUAGUUCAAUUAACAAAACUCAAGCUGAAGAAACAAAUCCCAUUAAUAGCAUACCUGUUGAUCCUAAACCAAUUACAGAAGUUGAUAAAGGCUUGUACUCAGGUACUGAUGGGGCUCAUCCUGAUAUUUUGGAUAAUAAUUUGAAAACCACAGAAAGAGGUAAAUUAAAAAUGACAUGGCCUCCUUCAACAGAUGAUGCAACAUCUAAGAAAACAUUCUCUAUUGAAGAAUCAGCUAAAGUAAAUAAGUCAAAGUGGCCCCCAGAAGGUAUUGCUCAAGAAGAUUCCAGUUUAUAUACAAAUAAAUCUCUGGGCAACAAAAAGGAAUCUCAGAAAAAUCCCACUGUGAUGGAGCAAAAUAAAAAAAACACCACAAAUUCACAACAAAAUCAACACUCAUCCACUCUGUCUGAAAAACAGAGUACAAAUACCGGUAAAGUAAGGAAAAAUGAAGCAGGCAAUAAUGGAAAGGAUGAGGAAGCUGGAACAGUGCAAGAUAUGGUGAAUAAACUAGAAGCAUCAGAGAAGAGGGAGCAAAGUGGAAAGGAUAUUAAUAAGGGUGAUAAUGUAAUUGUGGAUAGCACUGGGAGGAAGCAAGAGAAACAAAUUAAUGAAACUGAUAAUUCAGAAGUUGUACAAGUCACUAACAUUGAUGAUGUAACAGUACAAAAGAAUCACAAAGAAUGCAACUUGAACAACAACAAUAAUAAUUAUGCCACUUUCUCACAUCGAAAUAUUUGUACACAGAAAACAACUCUCUCAGCUCUGUCUACCCCAAAGACAGCAUUAAGCCAUGCUAUUUGCACUGAAUCACAACAUGCCUUUGCAAAGCUGGACAGUCAGCCUGGAAAUGAAGAAAUAUAUGAGAUAUAUGAACCUCAUGAGAGCUAUUCUAGUGAUACUGUACUUGCACAGGAUGAACAGAAGUCAAAAGAUGAAGAUGCUGUUACUUGUAAGAGUCUUGCUCAAUUCAAUAACAAUGCCACAUGUCAGAAGUCUCGUACGAGCAACACGUUCAGUUUGAAGAAGGCAACUAAUACAACACUGUCUGUGGAUACUGAGUUGUUAUGCACUGGAGAAGAAUCAGAAUAUGACAAAAAAGACAAAAAGCUAAAUACUAUUUUAUCUGACACUCUGAAGAAAUCUCUUCUUAAUAAAGACAACCUGGUUUUAAACUGUGGUCUAAUAGACUCUGCAGAUGUAAGUAAAAAAUCCUGCAGUCCAUAUUCAAAAGAACAUGGAAAUUAUGAUACAGAACUGAAUUAUAUUAACGCUUGUCAAGAAAGUGAAAUAAUCCAAUUGGCAAAGACUGACACAAAUACAAGCUUAGAUUUACUGAGCUCAAGACAUAUGGCUGUUUCAUCACUCCAAGGCAAGAAAGUCAAGUUCAAAUGGCUCACUGCAAAUGAAAAAAUUAAAAAAAUAGAUUUUAUGAUGAAAAUUAAUAAAACAUCCAAGUGGUCAGCUAUGUCUGUCACUCAUUACAAAGUAUGUCAUAAAUAGGUAUUUCUUCAGUCUACUUAUCUUAGUCUUUCAUGAAGAAUUUAAUAUCCAGAGAUUGUAAUACCCAGACUUUAUUCAGUUAGUUUAUAUUUAAGACAAUGAAGAUGUAGAUUUUUUUUUCAUCUGUAAUUAUAAAACACCCCUUGUUUUUCUAUGUUUCUGAACAUUGCAAAGAAUAUUUUAUUACACUGUCCUGGAGAAACAUAAUCCAUUUCAGUAUUUAUUAUUUGUAACAACUUCAAUGUGAAGCACUCAGUGUGCACAAAGGAAGAAAAAUACUUUUAUUGUUUUUUCCAAUGUAUUAGUACUCUAACUGAGCUGUUGCUCCAUGAAAUAUUAUGUACACUGGUUGUGUUAGCUCAUGCUAGAAAAUCUGGGGUUUGGUUGAGAUUUUGGGGGAUUAAUCUUUUUUGUUUCUGUUUUUGCAGUAUAAUGUAAUAUUUAGCUUGAAAUGGAUCAUUAUUGAAUAGUAACCACAGCUGGUUGGUGAAUAGCACUGUUUUGUCAUAUUCCUAGAGCUGCUACUAAGUUAUACUGAGUAACAGGGGAGAAGAAAGUGUGUAAAUUUUAACAAUGAUAAAACUAAACAUCCUAAAUAGAACUGAACCAGGGUUUGGGGACACUGGGCAAUGAAGGCUAGUGGUCGUUUCAGCAAUUAAUUCAAAGUCAUUUUAGCUGAAGCAGCUCUCCAGUGUCACACUUAAACCUGUACAAACUUAUGCAGAUCUAGUAGUUUUUUCUUUAAAACCUAUGCUUAGGUAUUAACAUUUGCUCACUUAACACUAUUCCAUCCUGUAUGAACCAGCAACAUAUAAUUUAACUGUUGACAAUGCAUAAUAAAAAAGCACUUUACAAAAAAUAUUCUGUGAUUUUUUUUAAAG
This is a messenger RNA of Zonotrichia albicollis (white-throated sparrow), 3665 nucleotides long. RefSeq names its product xin actin binding repeat containing 2 (gene XIRP2). The record is from RefSeq and is a predicted model, not a curated record. NCBI's taxonomy places the organism in Eukaryota, Metazoa, Chordata, Aves, Passeriformes, Passerellidae.